GAGGAAGCAAUAGUAUUGGAGGAGGAGGAGGAAGGAGAAAAGAAGAAGAGGAAGAAGGAGAGGAAGGGGUGGGAAGAGGAACAGUGGGGGACAGUGGAGGAACUGGUGGGAACAAUGGCUGCAGCAGAAAUAGUGCCUCCAAUAGUCAGUCAGGUCUCAGUGCACCCAAUCAAUGUGGUUCAGUUCUUGGUAAUUCUGGCCAAACACGCUCCAAAUCUCUGGAAUUAAAUCAGCAACGCUCAACCGAAUCUGAUAAAGACGCGCCUCUAGUCACGUCUGCAAGACACAGGCAUCAUGGAGGGAAGCUAAAACUCUUGCAACGAAGCCAUGCCAUGCGCGAAGACACAUCACCGCCACCAGAGAUUCUGGAGCCAGCACCCCCCUCACCCCACUGCAACAGCCACUCGAGCAGCGGAGGUAGCAAUACCCUCACUGUGACCUCAGGUGGUGGCAACAGGAGGCGACUGAAGCAUCAGGGCUCCUCGCAGGGUUCCUUUGAUGGGUCCUCGCCCUGUUUGUCGCGAGAUUCAUCAAUGGAGUAUACAGACAGCAGUGGUGUUGACUUGCAGCAGUUCAUCAUCCAGACACUUCACAAGAACCAAAAGGACCGUAUGAUGCUCCUCAAGAUUGAGCAUGAACUGGUCAAUCUCGUGAAGGACACCAAGCGAACGCACCACAAGUUUCCUCCAAUGUCGUCAUACCAACGAAUGCUUGUUCACCGGUGUGCUGCAUUUUUUGGACUCGAGCAUAAUGUAGACCAAGCUGGAACUGCUGUCAUAGUCAACAAAACGCGGAACACACGCCUUCCUGAGACGCGGUUCAGAGACCACUGCCGUGACGAUCUCUUAGUGCCAGAUGAGCCUAAGAGGUCCAUACUUAAAAGAGACUCAUCAUCCUUUGAUGAUGGGUCUAAUUAUAAGUCCCUAGAUAGACAGUACAGCUCAGAGUCCAGACGGAGCAAGAGCUUCGAGGAACGAGAAGAGGAGUACGAAAAAGUAAGGAAGCGAAUAUUCAGUCAGGAGUCUUUGUCAUCAGCUGAUGGUCUAGGAGACUCACCUGUCAGAGGUCAUGAUUCAAGAAGGAACUCCCAAGAUGACUCACGGUGGCAUGACUCACGACACUGGAAUUUUAUAGACUCAGAGAUCUCACAUCGAAAACAUCAUUAUGACAAUCAUAGAUUAAGGCCAGGCAGAUUACCAAAGGUGGAGUCUUUCGAGAGCAGAGAUACACUCCAUCCAAGAUCACUAAGACCACCUGUCUUUAAGUCACACAGCUUUGGGGGAUAUAGUGGUGGUGUUACUGUUUUAUCUAGAGGAGAAUCAGUUUCGAGUAAUAUAUCAUCUUCUAGAUUAAGUAAACAGGACUCAACCAGUAGCCGUUUAAGUGACCAGAGCAGCAGUUCCGGGUAUAAAACACAAAGGCAAGACACCAGCUCCACCAACGUGUCGAACACCCUCUCCACCACGCCUUCCCCAACUACUAGUCAGCAUCAGCACCCUUCCAGUGGUCAGAAUGCGGGUAUGUGGGGAGGUGAAGGUGAUGGUCAGGCAGUAAUGUGGGCAGUAACAGAUAUGGAAGCUGUGCCAGCUGGUGCAAUGCUUAUAAACCCACAGAGUGGACAGCCAUACAUGAACUCCGAUGGAUCUGUCUAUCGAUUUGAUCCAAAUAAUCCGCCACAAAUCAGUCCCAGUGUGAUUGCCAGCAGUACAGCAAGCGGAAGCACUAGAGAAAAGGAGACGGCAGUAGAAAAGGAAGCAACAGGUUGUUUAGGAGGAAGUUUAGGAGUAACGCAACAAUCAGCCGUCUCCCCUGCCUCCUCCCACGACCUCCCUCCUUCAACGUCCUCGAGUGUCUGUAGUCCACCGAGUAAACAGCCAAGUCACCAGCAGAGCUCACCGGAACCUCCGCCACACAGUGUGGUCACUUGUGUAACAUCUACAAGUGGAGAAGUAAGAGAGUCAGAAACUAACAGUGAUACAGGUAAUGGAACUACGGGUGAAGUCAUCCAGCAGCCUCCUCAGAUGAUCUAUCCACAGUAUUAUCAACAUUCACAGCUAGAUGCAAGAACAUUCUCACAGGAGGGUAGCGUGAAUGAAGUGACCAGUAACCUCCGAGCUCUGUGUUUAAGUGGUCCAAACAGCGGGGGGGAGACCAACAGUGACAUCACAACAAUCCAGAUGUCUGCGGCCCCAGUCCAUCAGAGUUAUGUUGUUCCUCGACAGUACUCACAGCCUGUGUACUACAUGCCAGCAGGAAGUAUGGGGAACAUGAGUGGAUCCCUAAAGUAUGUGUACCCCCAGUACCAGAUGGCUCCGGUACAGGCAACUCCAACUGGAGUACAGGCAACGACAGGAGUACAGUCAGCGAAUAUACAGCAGGUCCAAGCUAUUCCUGCUGUCCCAGCUGUGCCAGCUGUGCCAGGGGGUAUCAGUGCAGCACCAGCACCCCCAGCUGGGCACCAUGCUACAUUGGAGCACAACCAUGUCAUACCUCCAGGUGGAGGAUAUGUCCCAGGAGGCUACACAGUUGUCACUUACCCAGCAGGAGGUAGUGUUGGAACUGGCGCCAACGGGCAGGAGACGGGAGGCACGACGUACUACUACCAGCUCCCUGCAGCCGCUGCAGCUGGCCUCAGUGGCCCCAUCCCAGCGGCACAGCCAGUUCCAACAAGUCUACAGCAAUAUACUCUAACACCAACCACUUCUAGCUCGUAUCCACAGAUGGGUAGCAGCAUGGGGUACUACACAGCAAGCGGCAUGCCAGGCGGUGGUGUAUACCAGACAGUGGGGGGCAUGCAAGGUAUGUCUGCAGGGAUGUAUGGGACCCCACAAGGCCCCACGGCAGCGGGUCACACUGCUACUGUCUCCUACAGGGCACCAACACCCCCACAGACACCUAGUACACAGGGCAUGAGUAUGAACCUGGGGUAUGUGAGUGGCGGCAGUGGGGGGGCCGGGGUCGCCCCAGGGGGGGGAGUGGGUGGGCAGUAUAUGGCAAUGGUUCCCCCCCAGCAGCCCCCCACCCCCACGUCCCACGCUCCUCCCCAGCUCUUCACAACCUUCUUUAGGCCGUCUGUGCAGAUGAUGGGUGGAUCUGCUGGAACACCUCCCCCUCAGCCUGUCUUACAGUUUGGCGGAGGAGGUGCCCCACCCACAGGUCCCACAGGAGCAGUCACCCCUCACCCUCCUGUCUUUGCCAAACCUUACAUAGGUCCUACUGUGCAUACCAUUAUGCCCGGACCAAUUCCUGACCAAACUUCAGUCGGCAAAGAUGACAAACGUCUUGUUGCCAUGACACAGAAUAUUGCUGGAGCUCCAACUGCACCAACAACUCAGCUUCUGGCUAGACCAUACUCCAUCAUGCAAAGUGAUAUGCGGAUAUUUGGGGGGGCAAGCGGGCUUCCCAACACAGGUGGGAUGAGUGGUGGUUGCCUUCCUGGUGGUGGGGCUCCAGCUCACAUGCGAGCAGCACCCCUUCUGCUAACAGGGACACGUCCACGUCACCCAAAUGCCUUCACACCCACACCCAUUGCCCCUCUCAGCCUUGCAAGACCGCCUAAAGUGCGAAGACAGAGGUCUCGAACUUCAUAUGUUCGUAGCACAGAAGUUAUGACGCCACAGCUGUCAGUAGAGGGUCAAGAGUCUAAUGACUGAGAUUGUUAUCCUGCUCUGCUUUUAAGCAAUCAUCUCCAAUCAAGCUUUUACAGUGGGAAGUAAAUAAAGUUCCAGCAAAAUUUUAUUGUAAUGCUCAUCACAAAAUCUCAUACAUGUAUCUCAAGGUGCUGCAGUGAUGGUUGAUAUUUUUUUCACUUUCAUUCAUAAUUUACUGUCAGUUAACUUUUAAGUAGUAACAAUGUGUAACUGUUGAUUGUAGAUUUUUUUUUCUCUUUUUCUUUUAAUAAAUGAGGACUGUGGACUGUAAUAUUAAAGUUCAGCUAGUGCUGUGAAAGAAGUAUGGUAUAAUAGUCUAUUAUGAUUAACAGUUGGUUGCACAUGCAGUGUGUAUAUGAGUAUGAACAUGUAAUAUCACACACACACACACACACACACACA
Messenger RNA from Penaeus indicus, 4052 nucleotides. RefSeq names its product cAMP-regulated phosphoprotein 21-like (gene enc). The record is from RefSeq and is a predicted model, not a curated record. Gene Ontology annotation, molecular function: nucleic acid binding. The coding region runs from base 333 to 3653 and encodes 1106 amino acids. Lineage: Eukaryota; Metazoa; Arthropoda; Malacostraca; Decapoda; Penaeidae. The transcript has 19 exons.